Frankliniella occidentalis (western flower thrips) is the source of this 1046-nucleotide messenger RNA. RefSeq lists its product as uncharacterized. The record is from RefSeq and is a predicted model, not a curated record. NCBI's taxonomy places the organism in Eukaryota, Metazoa, Arthropoda, Insecta, Thysanoptera, Thripidae. The transcript is spliced from 7 exons. The coding region runs from base 10 to 972 and encodes 320 amino acids.
UCAGUCGGCAUGUCAAACGUCAAACCAAGCGUUGAAGACGGAGGAGGUGAAGUUGAACUUGAACUCAGGCUUGCGCUUACUGAGUGGGGAUUUCCUGAUUUGAUUCCGCAUUUCACAAGACAUGAGAUCAAAUAUGAUGCCUUUCUGACAUUGUCUGCGGAGGAUUUGCGGUACAUACUGCCGUAUGGGAAGGUUUUAAAGUUCUCUUUCGUUUACGAACGGGAGAUAGUAGCACUUCGUCAGCCCAAGCCAAGUUCUUCAGAUACUCAAAAGCCAGAUGUGGAUCCAUCCACCUCAAAAGACAGCUCUGUAGAACUCGAAUCAACUGUUUUCAAUUCAGAUGAGGAGGAAGAAAAUUCCGAGGAGCUAGUUACGGAGGUUAAGAAAGUUCUCAGCUUGACAUUCCAGGGUCAGGUCCUGCUUGCUACCAAGAGCGAUGACUUAAAGAAUGAAGAUAGGGACCGCAUUGCGGAAUUAGUAAUUUGUGAAGAGUUGCGGAAAUCUGAAUCAAAAUUAAUUGAUUCAAAACGGCUUCUUUCUCUUGCCAAAGGAGUGGCUGGGGCUAUUGAUGGUGAAUCUUAUAUAACUUACUACACCCCGCACAAACGAAUAGAUGGGCAGGUUUUCCAAGCUAGGGGUAAAUUUUGUACGCAGGUGCAAAGUUGGAGGAAGAGGGGCAUGGAAGUUGGCCUAGUCAGUAAAAUCCAUAGCUACAAGAAACCAAGGACGAGCUCUCCGGACUGUGUUGUUCCUCAAGAUGCUGUUGUGGCAGUUGAUUGGCUCAAAGUCAAUCUUGGUCCUUUUAGCACAGCAGCUUUACAUUGGAAAUCUAGCUAUGAGUACAGAGUCCAACUAUUUGAAUCUUUUGAUGAAGAUUGUAUUGAAAGGUACUUGAAUACAUUCCCUAUCCUCAGACAGCCAACAGGAUUAGAACUGGUGAGUCGCUUUACAUUUUUGGGACAUACCAACUAAAGUUUUCAUGGCUCAAAAUAGUUAAGUGUAUUAACUAUUUUGUUUACAAGACUAAAUAAAUUUAACAUUAUUUU